AUGUAUUACAAUUACUCAUUCGCUUUGUUAGGACUGACUACCUUGCCCCCUUCAACCCCCGCGGCGACUCGUACCAAUCACCCUCUUCUUCAAGCGCCGGCUCUGCUGUCGCUUCUGCUGCCUACCCUUAGCUCGACUUCACCAUCGGAACUGACGGCAGGUGUUUGUGGCACGUAUGGCAUGCGAGCUUCCACCAACGUCGUCUCGACUGCAGGCAUAUAUUCGGUGUCGCCGCUCCUUGACAGCGUUGGUGUGUUCGCUCGAUCUGCUCCCGUCGUGGAAGCCGUCGUGAAAAGCUUGAUGGAGUCGUCCUCGGUCCCAUUGAAACCCCGAGUGAAAUAUAAGCUUCUAUACCCCGUCCGAGCCAAGGACACCAAGCCUCAAGACUCGCGUCGUUGGUUCCCGUAUCCCGGCGAACCAGGCUCUGCGGCAGACUUUGAGGAACUCUUCGAGGAGACCAUCCAAAAGCUUGAAUCACACCUCAAAUGCACCCGGAUCCCAUUCAAUCUCGAUGACUUGUGGCGGCAAACUCGUCCCGCCGGACAGGAUCAAAGCUUGGACAAGGCCACUGGCGGGAUAUACACAGUACUUACUACCCACUCCUGCGUCGGGGACACCAUCGAUCCAUUCAUAGCUGAUUUCAAGGCUACAAACAAUGGCCGCUCACCAUUCAUCGACGCCGUAGUCAAAGCUCGACAAGACCACGGCAGAUCGACCACCACCCUGCAAUACGAAACCACCGUACAAUCCGCCAAAGCGUUCUCGCAGUGGUUCAUAGAGAUCGUCCUCGCCAGAUCGGCCGAAGACGAGUUUCCCUUGCUCAUCUUCCCCCCAGAGCUGGGGCUCCCCAACCUACCGCGAUGA
Molecule: messenger RNA, 864 nt
Organism: Letharia columbiana
Lineage: Eukaryota; Fungi; Ascomycota; Lecanoromycetes; Lecanorales; Parmeliaceae
Exons: 1
Coding region: 1-864 (287 amino acids)
Source: RefSeq, a predicted model, not a curated record